Molecule: messenger RNA, 2197 nt
Organism: Cynoglossus semilaevis (tongue sole)
Lineage: Eukaryota; Metazoa; Chordata; Actinopteri; Pleuronectiformes; Cynoglossidae
Gene: rbbp8
Product: retinoblastoma binding protein 8
Exons: 18
Coding region: 206-2062 (618 amino acids)
Biological process (GO): DNA double-strand break processing involved in repair via single-strand annealing; DNA repair
Molecular function (GO): damaged DNA binding
Source: RefSeq, a predicted model, not a curated record
UCUAUUUAUGUUACUGUGUUUACAGUGAGGUUUUACAUAAGGUGACUGUAUGGCGAAAUGACAUUUGACAGAUUACGGUUUAACAAUAUGGCAAAUUAUUAUAAAUUCGCAUAUAAGUCACGUCCAUGACUAACAGACAAAUGUGGAUUUGUUAUCAACCUUCAAUGUCAGCGGUGUGGAUGCUGCUUUUAGAAGCCAGGGAAGGAUGAGCAACCAAGAACUGAGCAUUGGUUCAGCAAAACCAGCUGAGCUUUUCGAGGAACUAUGGAAACAACUAAGACAGUGUCACCAGGAAACACUGCAAGUGCUGGAAGCAAAAGUGAGCAACUUGAAAAAGGACCGCUGUCUAGAUGCUCAGAGGCUUGAAGUGUUUUAUAGUCGUAACCAGCAGCUGAAGGAGGAAAACAAAAAACUGCAGGAAGCUGUCAGUCAUUUGGAGGAAAGGCUCCGAGCAAGGGAGUGCGAUCGAUGUGCCACCUUAGGGGAGGAGCUGAAAAACAAGGAGGAUCAGCAUCGGAGUCUAAUCACUAAAAUGACAAAUGAAAAAGAUGACGUGGAAGAGGAAAACAGAAAAAUGCAUGUUGAACUACAGAAAUGUAAACUGACUUGCUCAAGGUCACAGCAGGCCACGGCCACAGAACAAGAAGAAGACUUCAUCCCAAACUCACCCGUCCUGCCUAGCUCACUGCCCGCGACAAACAAGCUCAAGAAACAUAGAAACGUUGACAAAAACAGACGCCUUCGUUACAUAGAGUUUCCUUUACCGCGUCCUAACAACACGCUCUUCAGAGAGAUAAGUGAGGAGCCUGUUGAUGCUGCAAAGGAUCCUGGGAGAGAGGAAGUACUUGUACCUAACACGUGUGUCCUGGAUUUUACACAAACUUCAGAUGGGAAUCACGAAGGAGAAGAGGUGGUCGCUGAAACGUGCGGUCUUGAACCGUUUGUCCCUGUGAACAACGGGACCUCAGAACUUCCAAGUCGCUCGAAUAAUCCUAAGAUGAAUAACAUUCGUGCCAUACCAGACCUACCCACGAAGACUUCACCGUCGCUGCUUUAUCAAGACAAGCGGUUCUCCGAAAAUGGCUCCAUUCCCAGAGCCAAACGCAAGAAGGAGGACAGUGAGCAAGAUGACAACGAACAAAGAUUUCAGGAGGUCAAAUCAGCGCAGAAACGAGCCAGUGUUUCUUUUUUGAGUCCCGCCUUUAAGAAGACAGACGUCAAAAACGAGGACGAGAGGACCAUCACUGAGCGUAAAAGAUCCCCUCUGCAGGACGUGAACAUGUCACAUGGCCAGCCGGAUGCAUUACAAAAAAGGAGGCUGAAAGUGGAACAAAUGUGGAGCAUUGACCCAGCACUGGCUCUGUCAAUGUAUGAGGGCGACUGUACGGAUGAAGAGCAGCAACUCGAAGAGAACAAUGAAAAUGUUGAGGACACAGAUACCACCUGGGUCAGUCACAGCAUGCUCCAGGGUCGGGGACUAAAAGCCCUGGACAGACAGAACAGCCUUUGUGGACUUGGUGGGAAGGCGAAUGACAGUUUGGAAUUGAUGUUUGACACUACGGCUCAUGAAGAGUAUAAGUCCUACAGCUGCUCAGAUUCAUUCCAGAGCCAGUCAGGUGCUGCUGCUGUAAAUGAUAAUGAUGAUGAUGAGGAGGAAGAGGAGGAGGAGGAGGACAAUGACAGUGAACAAAUCAGUCCUGGAAGCUUUGCGGGUCAAAGGAAAGCCCAAGAACCAACAUUUGCUCACGUGGCAGUCGUUCGCAAGAAAGACGAGAGAAGAAAACUGAAGGGCACGACCUGCAAAGAAUGUGAAAUCUAUUACGCUCACCUCCCAGAGGAAGAGAAGCUGAGGAAGUUGUCUGAAUGCUCAAGACAUCGCUUCCGGUACAUUCCUCCUUCUACUCCCGAAAACUUCUGGGAAGUCGGAUUCCCAUCAACACAGACGUGCAUCGAAAGAGGUUAUAUCAGGGAAGAGAAGAAUCCGCAGUUACGUUCAAGGAGAAGACAACCAUUCAACGCUCUGUUUUCCCCAAAGGAGGACAGACACUUGGAGGACGGUUGAAUUUUAUAUAUCGUGUUGGUGGAACUGUUCGUCUGAGGACUUUUUAAAUUGCACUGCAAAAGGAUUUAUCAUACUUGGUACACACUGGAGUUACAUUUAGCGUAAUCCAGCAUUUUAUUGAGACAGUAAUAAUAA